CCCGGUGCCCGCUGCUGGUCCGCUCCCCGCCCCAACCCUGCUCUCUCCCCGGAGCCCCGCGGGGACCAGGUGUCCGGGCGACCCAGGAUGCAGCCGCGGAUCUGUCUCCUCCUGGCUGCGCAGCUCGCCGCUGUCCACGGCAGCACAACCCUGCAGCAGACCCCUGAGGCCAUCAUGGUUCAGACGAAUGAAACGGUGAUGCUGUACUGCACCUGCCCUAGUGCGACUGUCUUCUGGCUGCGACAGCGCCGGGUCCUAAGCAAGGACAGUGACCUCGAGUUCCUGGCCUCAUGGCAUCCCGAGAAAGGGACUACACUUGGCACGGGGGUGGAAAAGGAGAAGCUGACUGUGUCUCGAGAGACAACCCGGUCUGUUCUCAGUCUCACAAGCGUGGAGCCUGCAGACACUGGCGUCUACUUCUGCAUGACCGUCGGGUCUCCCGCACUCACCUUCGGGAAGGGAACUCAGCUGACAGUGGUUCACAUGUUUCCCACCACUGCCCAGCCCACCAAGAAGUCCACCCCCAAGAAGAGAGUGUGCCGGUUCCCCAACCCAGUGACCCAGAAGGGCUUGCCCUGUGGCCCCCUCAUCCUCUGCCUGCUGGUGGCCGGCGUCCUGGUUCUGCUGGUAUCCCUGGGUGUGGCCCUCCACCAGCACUGCCUGCAGAGGAGAGCGCGGCUACACUUCAUGAAACAGUUUUACAGAUGAGCAAUGAGUCCCUCUCUCCUGUCCUGCUGUAGAAAGACACUGACCAGUGGCUGGUGCUGUGACGUAGUGGGUAAAGCCACCAUCUGCAGUUCCAGCAUCCCAUAUGGGUGCUGGUUUGAAUCCCAGCUGCUCCACUUCCUAUCUGGCUCUCUGCUAUGGCCUGGGCAAGCAGCAGAAGAUGGCCCAAGUCCUUGGGCCCCUGCACCCACGUGGGAGACCCAGAAGAAGCUCCUGGCUCCUGGCUUCGGAUCAGUUCAGCUCUGGCCAUUGUGGCCUGUAGCCAUUUGGGGAGUGAACCAAUGGAUGGAAGAUAUCUGUGUCUCUCUCUCUCUCUCUCUCUCUCUGCCUCUCUGUAAUUCUGCAUUUCAAAUAAAGAAGUAAAUCUUUAAAAAAAAUAAAG
Oryctolagus cuniculus (rabbit) is the source of this 1108-nucleotide messenger RNA. RefSeq names its product CD8 subunit beta (gene CD8B). Gene Ontology annotation, cellular component: cell surface. NCBI's taxonomy places the organism in Eukaryota, Metazoa, Chordata, Mammalia, Lagomorpha, Leporidae. Gene Ontology annotation, molecular function: MHC class I protein binding; coreceptor activity. The record is from RefSeq and is a predicted model, not a curated record. Gene Ontology annotation, biological process: regulation of immune response.